Molecule: messenger RNA, 693 nt
Organism: Ectocarpus sp. CCAP 1310/34
Lineage: Eukaryota; Phaeophyceae; Ectocarpales; Ectocarpaceae
Source: the annotation of a GenBank genome assembly
AUGUAUUCUCCUUGUAGGAUAGUGGGAGUAUUGGAGAAGGAACAUGGCAUUAGUGAGGGACAGGCAGGUUUCCGAAAGAAGAGGGGGUGCGUAGACCACAUAUUAUUCACGGUAGGGAGAAUCAUCCAAGGUAGAAAGAGGGCGGGAAAGCCGACGUACUGCUUCUUCCUGGACGUGAAAAAGGCAUACGACACCGUAUGGAGAAAUGGGUUGUGGAAACAACUGUCCAAAUACGGGAUCAAGGGAAAAAUGUGGAGAGUGCUGAAGAAGAUGACAGUGUGCACGAAAAGCGCGGUCAUGCUAGACGGAGAACUGUCAAAAUUCUUCGACAUUGAGCAGGGGGUCCCACAAGGUUGCACGCUGUCCCCAACAUUGUUCCAGGUGUUCAUCAACGAUCUGUUGGAAGUCGUAGAGGCAGUCCGGAAGGGAGUAAAAGUAGGGGACACGAAAACUUCGGUUUCAGGAAUGCUGUUUGCGGAUGAUUAUGUCAAGUUUACUGAUAAGUGGAGAUUGUCUGCCUACGUUAAGAAGAGUGCCGUCAUGGUAUGCAACGAAAACAAGGAGGAACCAGUAGAACAUAGAUGGAAGUGGGAGAUCGAGGAGAUUGCAGUAGUGGACCAGUACACAUACCUCGGAGUAGAGAUCGCAAAAGACUGCUCGAGGAAUGCACACAUGUUCAAGCACCUGCAGUAG